GAAGGACUAAGAAGUCAAGAACAAAACACGAGAAAGAGAGGGCUAACCAAACACCAGUGCACAUGAUCCACGCACAGCUGUUCUGACGCACAAUAUGGUUCAUUUCAGGUCAAUUAAACACAAUCACGCAACGGUGGCUUCAAUAUGUUUCUUGGUCUGAGAUCUCGAAUCUAAACAACAACAAUACAUGUACUACGUAAUGGACAGAUCUUACGGACAAAUCUUUUACCAGAGCUUGGUGUGAUAUAAUGCUAAAAUUAAGAUGAAAUGAAUGGCAAGCAAGCGUAUAUACGCAUACCGUACAGGGCAUCGCCUGCCUGGCAAUAGUUCUUACUGGAUUCGCUUUUGCUGAGCAAUAUGGACUUGAAAUGUCAGAGGGAAUACAAUGGACAGGUAUCCCAUUUGAAUCUCUGAAAACAGUGACGGUAUUUUCCUACGUGAUGUUUGGGGCGUGGCUAGCCAGCAGCGUACUGAUGUACAUUGCCGUCUACCUGGAGAGCAGAGUGUGCUGCUACCCGUGGAUAUUCCAGACGAUAGUUUGUUCCAUUAUUCUCAUCGCCUGGGUCAUUUACUGCGGGAUUACCAUGGGGACAGCGGCAUCGCACGGCACUGACACCAGUCCUUUAGACACUAGGGCUUGGAUUGAGUAUUUUGAACGGUCUCUCCUCAUUGCAGGGCUGUUUAUCUACAACGUGGUGGGAAUUGUCUGUGUUCGGGGCUACUGUGCAGAGCUGUGGGAAAAACAAAACAAGGCGGGGUCCCUGACGCCGAGCGUGGAUGUCGAGAAGAGAUUUUCCGAUGUAUUCAAUCCACCGCAUCUCCGCUCUGACCACGUGUAUAAUAUUCCGGUGGGAACUUAUAUCGCAUAACUGCGGGCUAUACCCUGUCCGGUUCUUGAAGAAGAGAGAGAACGUUUCUGCGCCACGUUUGUGAUCUUUUAACACAUAUCAACGAGUAUAUCUGUUGUUGAAUGCAUUCUCAGUAUACAAAAACUGGGAAUCAAAUGAUGGCAAAGGGGCAGCUGUUGGGCAGUGGGUAUUGCAGUGUACAUGUAUAUAAUACGGUGGGCAUGCCGAGCUUUAUAUCAAAACUGGU
Molecule: messenger RNA, 1095 nt
Organism: Lingula anatina
Lineage: Eukaryota; Metazoa; Brachiopoda; Lingulata; Lingulida; Lingulidae
Source: RefSeq, a predicted model, not a curated record